Molecule: messenger RNA, 2184 nt
Organism: Dictyostelium purpureum
Lineage: Eukaryota; Evosea; Eumycetozoa; Dictyosteliales; Dictyosteliaceae
Exons: 3
Coding region: 1-2184 (727 amino acids)
Biological process (GO): rRNA catabolic process; nuclear-transcribed mRNA catabolic process
Cellular component (GO): nucleus
Molecular function (GO): 5'-3' RNA exonuclease activity; RNA binding
Source: RefSeq, a predicted model, not a curated record
AUGGGAAUAGAUGGUCUAAGUAAUUUUUUUAAAACUGGUUAUAAAGAAAGUCGUUUUACCAAUUUAGAAAUUGAAAAUGUAGAUCAUAUUUGUUUUGAUCUAAACAGUGUUUUAUAUUCACUUAAAAAACCAACAGUAACCAACAUUUUAAACAUUGAGGAAAAGUUGGACCAAGAAAUAAGGAAGUUUAAUCCAAGACAAUCAGCUUUCUUUUCAUUGGAUGGUCCCGCACCAGUUUCAAAAAUGCCACUUCAAAAAGAAAAUAGAAUAAAGAGAAAUUCAGAGGUUAUAGAAAAUUUAAAGUAUUUUGCAAUUCAAAAAAAAGAAAUUAGUGAUGAUAAAGAUAAACAUUUAUUAGAAUUUGUAGACGAUAAUUUAAUCGAAGGAACAGAAUACAGGUCAAAUAUUUCGCCAGGCACAAGAUUUAUGGGUUGUAUCAAAUCAUUUCUUUAUUAUUAUUUAACAAAACAAAGAUUAGGUAAUUUCCCACAAAAAGCAUAUAUAUCAGGAGCAGAUAGAGCUGGAGAAGGUGAAUGGAAAAUAUUUGAAUAUUUAAAUAAUUCAAAGUAUAAUGUAAAUGAUAAAGUAGUAAUUUUUUCAAGUGACUCCGAUUUAAUUAUUUCGGCAUUACUUUCGAAAUUUAAUUAUAUUUUUUUAUAUAAUGGAUCUCAAAUUAUAGAUAUAUCAAAAAUCAAAGAGAAAUUUUUUAAACUUACAAAUUCAGAAACUGAUGAAGAAAAAAGACAAGUACUUGUAGAUUUUACAGUUUUAUCAAUGUUUAGUGGAAGUGAUCAUUUCCCAAAGUUAUUAUUUUUCGAUUUAAAAAAGUCAUGGGAUAUCUAUUUAAAGUGUAGUAAUGGUAAAAGAUUGUAUGAUGAAAAAACAGCCGAAUUAAAUUUAGAACUAUUAAGAACAAUAAUUGAAUACACAAAGUAUCCAGCUCUAAAGGAAAGUGCUAGAGUUGUUGAAAGCAAAUCAUGGGACAUUGUUACACAACUUUACGGUCUAUUUUCAGAAAAAAACUUAAGACUUACAGGAAAUUCAAUUUAUUUAGAGGGAGAGUUACUUCAUACAGAUAUUAAUCAAAAAGAAGCAGUUUCAAAUUUUUUAAAAAUAGAUCACCCAUUUUGGAAAGAAAAACAAGAGAAUCUCGAAAAAAUAAAUGACCCCAAAAAAAAAAAAUAUUUAAUGAAAAUAUUCAAUAUUCUUAUUGGUGAUAAAGAUGAUUUUGCAUCAAUAGAAGAACCCAAAGCAAGUCUUAAUUUAAUUGUUCAAGCCAUCCAAUGGAACUUUAAUUAUUUCAUGGGCAAAUGUAAUGAUUUUUCAUUUUGUUUACCUUUCACCAAAUUUUCAGCCGAAACAUUCCUUUCAAAUAAUACCACCGAGCAAUCACCUAUAGCAGUAAAUGACUCACCUGACCCACUACCACCACUUUUAUAUGGUUUCUUAAUUAUGGACUAUGCAAAUAAACCCUUAUUACCAAGCAUACUUUAUAAACUAUAUACCAAAUUCCCAAAGUUCUUUAGUUUUUAUAGAGGAGAACUCAAAAGAGAGUUUUAUAAAGAACAUUCUAUUUCAAAUAUCAAAAAGGAAUAUAAUGAAAUUGUAAACAGUUCUUAUUUAACACAAUUCCAAUGUUCACAAUUAUCAAGCCAACCCACUAUUCAAUUUGAUUUUUCAACUCAAAAGAAUUUAAUAACUAUAUCAAAAGAAAUUAAUAACACAGGUAAUACCUUUAAGCCAAUUAGAACCAUUUCACCGAUUCCAUUUAACCACACUUCAAAACAUAUGAUUGCCGAUGAUAGGGUUUUAAAUUCAUUAAAUUCGUUUUUUUCAAAUUAUUAUAUAAAUAAUAAAUUUAAUGAACCUGCAAAUAAUAAUAAAUUAAACAAUAAUAGUAAUAAUAAUAAAUUUAAUAACAAUAAUAAUAAUAAUAAUAAUAAUAAUAGUAAAUUUAAUAAUAGUAAAUUUAAUAAUAGUAAAUUUAAUAAUAAUAAUGAUCAUAAAAAUAGAUUAAAUAAUAAUUAUAAUGGAUUAAAUAAUUUUGGUAAUAGUAACUUAAACAAUAUACCAAAAGAAAUAGGAAAAUCCCAAAAUAGAUUAUUUUCAACUAAAAAACAAUUUAAUGGAAGUGUUUUAUUUAAAUUCAGUACAAAUAUUUUUAAAUUAAUAAAGAAACUUUAA